AACAUCUUCUCACUUGCCAGACCCAACAACACUCAUUUUUCUCUCUCCACCUCUUUAUUUCUCACUUUGCUCCAUUGCUCUUCCUUUUCCUUCCCACACUUCACAACCACUUCCUUCUAACAAGGUUAAACAAUCGGAUCUAACAUCUUCGAAGAAAGUUCUUGGUUUUUUCAGACGUUUGCGCCUUCGAACUCUCUGUGAAAUCUGAGAUCUAGGCUCUUGGGAACGGUUGUAUUUAAUCCAAGUUGUUGUGCUAAGCUUUGGAUUAUUAUUUUGAAUUGGGUUUUCUCAUUCUUUGAACUGAGGAAAGAUGCAGAGGCCUCCACCUGAAGAUUUUCUGUUGAAGGAGACCAAACCCCACCUUGGUGGGGGAAAGGUCUCUGGUGAUAAACUUACCAGUACCUAUGAUCUUGUUGAGCAAAUGCAAUACCUUUAUGUGAGGGUUGUGAAGGCUAAGGAUUUACCUGCAAAAGAUGUCACUGGGAGUUGUGAUCCUUAUGUUGAAGUCAAGCUUGGGAACUACAAAGGUACCACCCGGCACUUUGAGAAGAAAACCAAUCCCGAGUGGAACCAGGUUUUUGCCUUCUCGAAGGACCGGCUUCAAGCCUCGGUGCUGGAGGUUACUGUGAAGGAUAAGGAUGUUGUGAAGGAUGACUUCAUUGGCCGUGUCUGGUUUGACUUGAAUGAGGUCCCUAAACGGGUGCCCCCUGAUAGCCCUCUGGCGCCACAGUGGUAUAGAUUGGAGGAUAGAAAGGGUGAUAAGGCUAAGGGAGAGCUGAUGCUGGCUGUUUGGAUGGGUACCCAGGCUGAUGAGGCAUUUCCCGAAGCUUGGCAUUCUGAUGCUGCCACUGUUAGUGGGACUGAUGCUCUUGCUAACAUUAGAUCAAAGGUGUAUCUGUCUCCUAAGCUUUGGUAUUUGAGGGUUAAUGUGAUAGAGGCACAAGACUUGCAACCAACUGAUAAGGGUAGAUACCCUGAGGUUUUUGUGAAGGCUAUUCUGGGAAAUCAGGCCUUGAGGACUAGAAUCUCUCAGAGCAGAAGUAUUAAUCCAAUGUGGAAUGAGGAUUUGAUGUUUGUAGCUGCAGAACCGUUUGAGGAGCCGCUGAUUUUGAGUGUGGAAGACAGAGUUGCCCCUAACAAAGAUGAAGUGUUGGGGAGGUGUGCAAUUCCUUUGCAGUUUGUGGAUAGGAGACUAGAUCACAAACCUGUGAACACAAGGUGGUUCAAUCUGGAAAGGCAUAUUGUUGUAGAAGGGGAAAAGAAGAAGGAAACCAAAUUUGCCAGCAGGAUUCACAUGAGGGUUUGCCUGGAGGGUGGUUAUCAUGUUUUGGAUGAAUCAACUCACUACAGCAGUGAUCUUCGCCCAACUGCGAAGCAGCUGUGGAAGUCUGGUAUUGGUGUUCUAGAACUGGGAAUAUUGAAUGCUCAGGGUUUGAUGCCAAUGAAAACAAAAGAUGGGAGGGGGACAACAGAUGCUUAUUGUGUAGCAAAAUAUGGCCAGAAGUGGGUGCGAACUAGGACAAUCAUUGAUAGCUUUGCACCGAGGUGGAAUGAGCAAUAUACUUGGGAGGUUUUUGAUCCUUGCACUGUCAUUACUAUUGGUGUAUUUGAUAACUGUCAUUUACAUGGUGGUGGUGACAAAGCUGGUGGGGCAAAAGAUUCAAAGAUUGGGAAGGUACGAAUUCGUCUAUCCACCCUUGAGACUGAUCGGGUGUAUACGCAUUCCUAUCCCCUUCUUGUUCUUCACCCAAAUGGGGUGAAGAAGAUGGGUGAGAUACACUUGGCUGUGAGGUUCACUUGUUCAUCUUUGCUCAAUAUGAUGCACAUGUAUUCACAACCCUUGUUGCCAAAGAUGCACUAUAUACACCCAUUGACUGUUAGCCAGCUUGACAGUUUGAGGCAUCAAGCUACUCAGAUUGUUUCAAUGAGACUGAGUCGUGCUGAGCCGCCACUGAGAAAAGAGGUGGUGGAAUAUAUGCUGGAUGUGGGUUCCCACAUGUGGAGUAUGAGAAGAAGCAAAGCUAACUUCUUUAGGAUUAUGGGAGUUUUGAGUGGCCUAAUUGCUGUAGGAAAAUGGUUUGAUCAGAUUUGCAAUUGGAAGAGUCCAAUCACUACAAUUCUGAUCCAUAUCUUGUUUAUCAUUUUGGUCAUGUAUCCAGAGCUUAUCUUACCCACAAUUUUCCUUUACCUCUUCUUGAUUGGAAUUUGGUACUAUAGAUGGAGGCCAAGGCACCCUCCUCACAUGGACACUCGUCUCUCUCACGCAGAUUCGGCUCAUCCUGAUGAACUAGAUGAAGAGUUUGACACAUUCCCGACCUCCCGACCAAAUGACAUGGUGAGAAUGCGAUAUGAUCGACUUAGAAGCAUUGCUGGGAGGAUACAGACUGUGGUUGGGGACUUAGCCACUCAGGGGGAAAGGCUGCAGUCUUUGCUGAGUUGGCGAGAUCCGAGAGCUACGUCACUGUUUGUGAUUUUCUGUCUGGUUGCUGCUAUUGUACUGUAUGUCACUCCAUUCCAAGUUGUGGCCCUCCUGACUGGAAUUUAUGUGUUGAGACAUCCAAGGUUUCGUCAUAAGCUUCCAUCGGUGCCGCUGAAUUUCUUCAGGAGGCUGCCUGCAAGAACUGAUUGCAUGCUUUGAAUCAAGGUCUGAUUACUGUGAAGAAUGGAGCUCGCAUUGCUUUUCAUUGAUCAGAUUCAGCACCAGAUUUUGUUUUCUGGUUUGGUGGAUGACCUUCUCCUGAAGGCAGUAGAUUUUGUGGAUUUAUUGUUCAUUAUUCUGUCACAGGAUUUUCUGUUUUGACUUUUGAACUUUGUGGUAGUCCAUGUUAAUUUGUAAUUUUGUAGGUUUGAGUUGAAAUUGUCUUCAGCUGAAUUACUUUCAUGCUUAUUGCUUAAUCAGAUGUGGUAGUGUUUCUCAAUGGGGAAUUAGUUUGAAUUGUGAUGCCAGUGCAGGUAAUUUCUUUCUGUUUUUCUUUUCUAAAAAAUU
This is a messenger RNA of Abrus precatorius (Indian licorice), 2986 nucleotides long. RefSeq names its product FT-interacting protein 7. The record is from RefSeq and is a predicted model, not a curated record. The transcript is spliced from 3 exons. The coding region runs from base 311 to 2638 and encodes 775 amino acids. Lineage: Eukaryota; Viridiplantae; Streptophyta; Magnoliopsida; Fabales; Fabaceae.